CAUUUUUGACGUUUGACUUUUGUGCGUGGUGCCAAGUUCUUGGGACCAAGUCAUUCGGAUAAAGCGUUGGUUGGUACUACCAUCUACGUCGGUACGUAUCAAGUUCGACGGGAGUCUCAUCUACGCCGGUACGUAUCAAGUUCGACAGGGGUAUUACCCCUGGAACUUCGAGUCCUUGCAAUCCGCACAAUCAUUCAAAUCACCAUACCCAUAUAUAAAGGAUUGACCGUUACUCGUGUUCAGCUCGGCAGAGGCCUGGAACUACAUUCGGCGACUACCGAUCGUUACUUUAAGUGCAAUUAUAUACAAAUAUAUUGUUAGUGUGCGAUUAUUAACAUACAUAUUGGUUUGAAACCCUGUAACGUGAUGGAUACGCAGACGGUUGAACAUGUUGUGACUUCUUUUGAUAACGAAUUCGGCAAAACGACCGCCCCUGUUGUCAUUCCGGAAAAAUUAUGGCGAAAAUUGUGUCGGCUCUCCCUAUUCUUUAAAUGUCUUUCUGGCUACAUUUUUAAUAUGGGAGAACAUUGGGGAAAAACCCACUUAGCAGACGGAAGGUUCAAAACUUACAAACGUCGUCAGUUCACAUUGAACCCUCCAAUACUGUUUACGCCCAGCCCCCCUGAUUUGGCCGACCGUAUAGGAAGGGCCCUUUAUCUAGCAGCAAACCCAGGACCACUGACCGAUGUCCCCGACUUGUUAGGUAUAGGAGCGGCCGUACUUUUAAUGUACGGUUUAUACUAUGACUUACGAAUGUUGACAGUAUUAGGUGUUCAGACGGCAAUCGAAGAAUUGGACAUGACUAUCCUUUUCCAAUUACAACAAUUACAGACGGACAUGGGUGCCGACCUACAGAGUUAUACAGAAAUAUUCUGGCAGUUAGCGGAUAUUCCUAGAUCAGUCAUCGGACGUACUCUGUCCAAACCAAUAACGCCAGAAGUACUAGGAAGUUUAACAAGGGGAAGGGACCAUCUCACUUGUAGUCAAUCGCAAUUGGCGUUACGGCAUGUCUUGACGCGAUGCGGCCUUUGUUAUAAAGACACAUUUCCGAUGAAUGAUCUGGGAACAAAUUUUCCAAUGGUAACUUUUUGCAAAUGGUGUCGCCGGAUACAACACGUGGAAUGUGCAGCCGCCCUGCUAAAACAGUCUGGCUUAACCUACCGCAUAGUGACACUUAACGCAGGAACACCAAAUGCCCGCCAGUAUAUAGAACUCGACUUCCCUACCAGCCACUAUUCGGAAGCAUUCGACGUGCAGCCAGGGUUUCUGGAAGGUCGUGUUUCUCCACCUUUAGACCUCAGAUUCAAUUUAGAUCAGUGUUCAGUCUGUAGGGUACCUUUUGGCUGUGAUUUCAUGGAGGUGCCGAGUGACAUUCCACCUAUAUUGUACAAAAAUCCGGCCUUCACACCGCCCAAACAUCCCCUCGAUAGAUUCGACGUAAGGACCUUCAUGAAUUAUUUCAGAUCGUCAACAGUACGAAUACCACCGGGGAAACCGGUACGAAUAUAUUUAAGCCAGUCGUCCCCUCCAAUAGAAUUUCCAAAAACAUUGAUGGACGAGACCAGACGCCUUAUAGGUCCGCUCAAUCGUAGGCUCGUAGAAACGAGGGCGCUACAAAUUAGAUUGUUCUACCCCCCUCAAAGUUCAGACUUUUGGGACGAAUAUUGUUGGAACAAGGGGGUGUCAGUUACGCGGUUAACAGACUGGUUGAAUCUACACAAUGACCCCAACGAAACAUAACAUAGUUGUGCGGCAAUAAGAAUCGUCUCACAGAGAGGUCACACAUAAUCAAAGCGUCACCACCAUCAAUAGUUUAUGUCUCUUAACUCUAUAUUGUAUAAAUGUCGAUCUUAAGUAACAUAUUCCUUGUGUCCAUCUGUGUACUCUGUGUGAUUUAUUGGUAUUAAGGUUGUACCCAUGAAUAUAUUCAAGGAUUAUUACUCCUAUUGCACCUAAAUCAGUGCAAACUAGUACAAAUAUAUGAAAAUGGGUGUAUCAUUGUUAUUAGAACUAUGCCAAUCUUUGUAUAUUAGACGUAUAUAUCUAUCGAAAUUGUAUUCACGUGUGUGUGGGUUUUUUUUGCAAUUGUGUGUGUAUUUUCUGUAAUUGUUCAAGGUCAACCAGCACUAUGGUCACACCCAUUUAUUUAAACAGUACGUAAAAAAACAAAAAAAACAAACAACAAACAACAACAACCCAAACUGAACCAACCCAGAUUCCCACGGCACUCUACCUUAAGAGUGUGAGGACACACUCUUCGUCAGACCGGGGAUCGUAUUAUAGGCAUAAAAUAAUAGAUAAAAGAAUAGUAAUUAACAAGUCAUUAAGACACUCAUAGUAAUUAUAUAAAUAAACAAGAUGAGGGGCUAACAGAGUAAGAAAUAGGUAUAACACAUGGGAAGAUAUAGGAAGGGCAGGCGAUAUAGGAAUUGAACACAGGAGACAUACUGGGUCACUGUUAACCAGGGGUGACAGUACUAGGUCGAGGGUCGGGGUGAUAGAGCAAAACAAUAAAGGUAACAUAACAAGGGAACAUACAGGUUGCCAAAGACGAAAUAGAUUGGGAAAAGAAACGUAAGGGAAAUUGCCCUCGGAUUCAUAUAUGGUUUGGGGGGUGACAGUACAGACUCUGGAAGUCAAGACGGUCACAUUACCACAAGUCCUAAAAAGAACCUAGAGAUUAGACAACAGUGGGCUAGGACGACCUAAUGUCAGGGGAGAUAGGUGGAUGGCCAAUGACAAUGGAAAAAAUGAGUAAGGCCAUGACGUAAGUCAGGAGUAAAAAGAGAAGGAAACGGGGGUUCAGGACGGCUGGAGGAUCCCACUUGAACACUGUGGUCGCGUUCUAAUAUUCGAAAAGAAACAUACAAACCUCCAGUAUUUGGACUAGGGAUUGAAGCCUUGCGGCCGAAGUCCUGUAAUUAUCAAGUGACCAUAGAGUGGGUUGACCAACAACACUAGAGUGAAUAAAAGCUGUUGAACGAAGAUCACUCUUUGUAGUUGUUGGAGUAACUACGGUAAUAAAUCCAAGGCCCUCGGGUACUGACAUUGUACCUCUCGCUCGUCCCCGAGCGUCAGCACCAGAAACGAGGGGAUUACCGUGGUUAGGUCGAAGAAGUACUCGA
Molecule: messenger RNA, 3125 nt
Organism: Haliotis rufescens (red abalone)
Lineage: Eukaryota; Metazoa; Mollusca; Gastropoda; Lepetellida; Haliotidae
Exons: 2
Coding region: 367-1740 (457 amino acids)
Source: RefSeq, a predicted model, not a curated record